AUGAUUGUGCGCAGCUGCGCUCGUUGCGCCUCCAGAGCGCGAGUCCUCCGAUCCAAGCCGAGCAUUUCACCACCGCGAUACCAGUUCAGAAGCUAUGCGACACCCCAUGGAGCUCCCGCAGCGCCAAUUCACAGCGGAAAUGCAGGGCUGCUGGCGCCGUUUGUGAGCGAAUUGGAUCGCAUGGCGCCGAGUUUCGACCUUCGGGGCGACCAGAUCCGGAUAUUGAAGACGCCGACGGAAUUCUACGAGACGCUCAAGGAUCGGAUACGGAAUGCGAAAAAGAGGAUAUUCCUGUCGACGCUGUACAUUGGCAAGUCGGAAAAGGAGCUCAUCGAGACGCUGCGAGAGGCGCUGAAGCAGAACCCUGACCUGACGCUCAGCAUCUUGACGGAUGCGCUGCGCGGCACUCGCGAGUCGCCGAACCCUUCAUGUGCUUCGCUGCUUGCGCCGCUGGUGGAGGAGUUUGGGGCUGAUCGAGUCGAGAUACGGAUGUAUCAUACGCCGAAUCUGACGGGGCUGAAGAAGCAGUAUGUGCCGAAGAGGAUCAACGAGGGAUGGGGAUUGCAGCAUAUGAAGCUUUAUGGCGUGGAUGACGAGAUUAUCAUGUCAGGGGCAAACUUAUCGAUGGAUUACUUUACGAAUCGACAGGAUCGAUAUCACCUCUUCUCGUCCAAGGAGGUGACGGACUACUUUUGGAAGCUUUAUAAUGGCGUAUCGUCGUUUAGUUUCCUUGUUCAACCGUCGAAAGAAGAUGCGGCAGGUUUUGCUCUUACAUGGCCGGCAAAGAACUCUGCUCCGUCACCGCUGGAGAAGCCGCAGUCUUUUGUCAAGAGCACUACGUCUACGUUGCAGGCGUUGAUAUCUGCGCCUGAAAAAGUACCGGAUAGCGAGUUUAAGGAUACUCGGGUCUAUAUGCUCGGCCAGAUGUCUCAGGUUAUGCGGCCGGAUACGUCGACGGAGCUUCCUAUACUGACGCGGAUUUUGGAGAGAUUGUCUCAGCCGGCGUAUGCGGGAUCGUCGUGGACGUUUACUGCAGGAUACUUUAACCCUGCGCCAUCAUUAACAAAACUGCUGCUCAACACUGCUUCGAAUAACAAUAUUGUCAUUACAGCAGCGCCGGAAGCCAAUGGCUUUUACAAGUCAAAGGGAGUUUCCGGAUUAUUGCCGGAUGCAUAUGUGCUACUCGCACGCCGCUUCCUCUAUGCCGUUCAGCAACGUGGUCGCGAAGGAGACAUUACACUGAAAGAGUGGCGCUUCGGCACGACUGGCCAGCCCGGCGGGUGGACAUACCACGCAAAGGGUCUGUGGAUCACGAUGCCUGGAGAUGCGAACCCGAGCAUGAGCAUCGUGGGAAGCUCCAAUUACACGAAACGAAGUUACUCGCUCGACCUGGAGGCCGGGACGCUGAUUGUGACACGAAACGAGGCGUUGAAAGCACGGUUGGGAGAAGAGCAGAAGUGGCUGCAGGACCAUGCGGCUGGAGUUACGAUGGAUGAUUUUACGAGAAAUGAGAGGAGGGUUAGUUUGAAGGUGCGGAUUGCCAUGUGGAUUGUCAAGGUUGUGGGAGGCGCUUUGUGA
Molecule: messenger RNA, 1578 nt
Organism: Trichoderma atroviride IMI 206040
Lineage: Eukaryota; Fungi; Ascomycota; Sordariomycetes; Hypocreales; Hypocreaceae
Biological process (GO): cardiolipin biosynthetic process
Cellular component (GO): mitochondrion
Molecular function (GO): CDP-diacylglycerol-glycerol-3-phosphate 3-phosphatidyltransferase activity
Source: RefSeq, a predicted model, not a curated record